UCUGGCAGCCAAUGGCGUGGCAGAGGAGCCGCCUGUCCCGGAGAGCUGGGCGCAGGAGGGGGCGGGGACGUUUUGCUUGUGACAUGGCGGCGGCUACUAGUACCAGAUAGUCCAGAGCGUGGGGCCUAAGGUUAGAUGUCCGAAUAGCAAGGGUGACAGGCGUUCCAAUGAAGCGGACUCAUACACCCCCGGUGAACCUGACAAAUGGUGCCCUGCGCUCGCUCUCCCAGGAGCUUGGCAAGGGUAGCGCAUUGAUGUUGUCGGCAGCAGUCCUGGAGCUACCCAGCCCCGAAGUGCGGGGGCAAAUGCACCGUGAUGGCUACAGGUUGGGGUCACAGAGCGAAGCUCCGGUGUCGGAGAGCAAAACUGGUGGCACCGUCAAAGUCUAUCUUCCAAACCAGCAAAGGACAGUGGUCAAUGUCCGGCCUGGAAUGACAGUCUACGAUUCCUUGGAUAAGGCUCUGAAAGUGCGCGGUUUGAACCAGCAGUGUUGUGCAGUCUACCGCCUUUUACAUGGGCGAAAAACCUUAACAGACUGGGAGACGGAUAUCACCCCGCUGGUUGGAGAGGAACUGAUGGUGGAAGUUCUUGCCGAUGUCCCUCUGUCUAUGCACAAUUUUGUGAGGAAAACGCAUUUUAACCUGGCUUUCUGUGACUUCUGCCUGAAAUUUCUGUUUCAUGGUUUCCGCUGUCAGACCUGUGGGUACAAGUUUCACCAGCACUGCAGCAGUAAAGUGCCCACCGCCUGCGUGGACAUGGCCAAACUGCCCAAACCAGCAGGCAGUUAUCCGGAUUUCUCGUUCUACCCUGAUUAUUCCCUUGGCAUUAUCCAUGAACCCUACACCCCGCAACCAUCCACCAGCCCCCGGACACAGCACCCUGGAGCUGAUUCCUUUCCAUUCCCCAGCGAGGGUCAACCCCUGCAACGGCAUCGCUCCACCUCCACCCCCAACGUUCAUAUUGACAGCACCACUGGCCCCGUGGAUAACAGCAUUAUUGAGGUACCCUGGCAGGCAGAGACUGGAUUCUUCUAA
Molecule: messenger RNA, 1034 nt
Organism: Nanorana parkeri
Lineage: Eukaryota; Metazoa; Chordata; Amphibia; Anura; Dicroglossidae
Product: serine/threonine-protein kinase A-Raf-like
Exons: 8
Coding region: 168-1034 (288 amino acids)
Biological process (GO): signal transduction
Source: RefSeq, a predicted model, not a curated record